UAUGCCUACGAAACGUAACAUGUAAUAAAUGGUGUGUCUCGGGUUUACCUACAGGAUAAUACGACAUGCUCUGAGCACGUUGAGGGAGGGAUUCCCUUGUGGUAUAGACACUUUUUUUUGUGUGAAAAGCACCACCACUACUACUGUUGCCACGCGUCCGGCGCAGUGGCAUGGUGAUCCCCUGGUGCCCUCAAUUCCCUGAUGUGUCAGCCAAAGUCCAUGCCAGGAGGGUGUGAGAUGGCACUUGAUGGCCUCCAAUGGAGCUGAAGACAAGUUGAAUACAAGGGCCUCCUGCUCCCGGUCAUCAAACCUCAUUAUUCGAGCCAAGUCGGCAGUGUUUCAUACUGUUGACAGUCACACUAGGCCCUUCAGCUCGCAUGAGAAGAAGACCCUUCAGUCCUGUGCCAGAGUCCCCCAGGUCACCAGUGACUCUAUAGGUCAGCUGAAUGCCAGGGUGGGUCAGACUCAGAAGAACCAGCUCCAUACUGCCUCAGGGACCCUUCUACAACGUGCCUUCAACCGUUCUGUGCCUGCUGCCACUUACCUAGCUAACGAGCCACAGCGUCCUGGUAGCGCAGGUGCUAAUUUAGCUAGUGGUUAUAGUAAUGGUCAGUGUCAACCAACUGUUCUCUCUAAGAGUACACAGAUAUUCAGCGCUGACAUUAUCUCAUACAGACAUAACCCUGGUGUGUUGGAGCCAACCGUAAACAGCUAUCGGCACAUCUGCAAUUUGGACUCACUGAAGUUAAGAUCACGGAUCCUGGCCCGCAAAAGAGCCUUGUCGCCCCAGCCUGCUCCCUAUCCAACGUGUCCCUGUCCACCAAAGGCAGAACGUGUCCCAGACUCGCAGAACAACGCUGCGUCACAGCCUGCUGAUAGCACCAACACCACCAGCAUGCCCACCAACCAGUCAGUCCCCUGGACCAGUGGCAAGCUGAGAGACAAUAGCAAAGGGUUUAUGAGGCCCACUAUGGGUAAAGUGCCUUCCUGUUCCAGACAGGAGACUACCCAGACAAGAGACUCAGCAAAACCUUUGUCCCCCCAGACCAAAUCGGCCUCCUAUUGCCGUAGGGUGGACAAUGGGGAUGGCAAAACCCAGACUAAGUUCACACACCACCCCCACAACACUGUGCCUUUGCAGGAUAGGUCAUCCCACCACCAGGAUGUGUCACUGGAUCAGACAUGGAGGCUCCAGGACCCGCAUCAGUUUGAGAGCCCGAUGGCAGCAGACAUGGCSGGUCACUCCCAGAGGCUGGGCUUUUGUGCUGCUGUCCACGGGGCUCCUGGARCUCCUCAUAACACAUCAACAGAGAGGAUCAGGAAGGUCAACUCUGAGGUGGAGUUUACUGAGGCCGUGAGGAAGCUGACACAGUCACGGAGCGCGCUCACYCUUCAUCCCAGGAACGGGACUGUUAUUAGUUUUACUACUGGAACACCAGGGUCCAACGUGGAUCYAGUCCAGCUGGGCAAAGCAAUGACUAAUAGCCCUGUCAUCUCUGUCAGCCACAGCCCUGCUCCAGCCAAACCCUCUGUACCACUCUGCCUUACUAUGAGAGACCAGCCUGUGUCCAUGGAGACCUCCAGUGCCUCUGGGCUCGACAGUAACACCACAACAAACAGUAGUAGCACAACAGCCUCCAUGGCACCUCUACCCCAUGCAGGAAUAUCAGCCAUACACCUGACCGAAGAGAGAGUGUCCUGUCUCUACAGGGGGGCCACAGCCCCUCCCAGUCCCCACCUGGCCUGGGGAGAACAGCAGGCUGAGUCGCCUCAGCUCCCCAGUCCACAGAGUGUUACCAUGCAGGAGGAUGGAGACAGAGGGGAAGAGGACUAUCCUGAUGAUGAGCUGGAGAAUGACUGCAGUGGUGGUGAUGAUGAUGACAUGGCCGACCGUGCCUCUCGAGCUAAACGUAUAACGGAUGAGGAGGUGAUGAGCCCUGAAUUAGAGGUGAAGCCAGCUCUGAUCCCCAGCAUGUUCCCCCUCAUCCCCCCYACACUGUACUUCAGCACUGCCAACCAGAGAGUGGAGCCCCUGCCACCAGAACAGAGGAAACUGCUCAAAUGGAAGAUGAGUACUGUGACUCCCAACAUCGUCAAACACACCAUCGCCAGGUCACACUUUAARGUCACCAAGAAAAGUCAUGAUUGGCUUGGCUGCUGGGGUCACCAUAUGAAGUCCCCUGGGUUCAAGGCCAUCAGGGAAUACCAGAAGUUAAACCACUUCCCCGGCUCGUUCCAGAUCGGUCGUAAAGACCGUCUGUGGAGGAACCUGUCUAAGAUGCAGGCUCAGUUUGGUAAGAGGGAAUUCAGCUUCUUCCCUCGCUCCUUCGUUCUUCCUCAGGACAUCAAGCUGCUGAGGAAAGCCUGGGAGGACAGUGGUAGCAGGCAGAAAUGGAUCAUCAAGCCGGUAGGUGGAUAGUAUAUCUAAAUCAGUUUUGGGCU
Salvelinus sp. IW2-2015 is the source of this 2442-nucleotide messenger RNA. The record is from RefSeq and is a predicted model, not a curated record. Lineage: Eukaryota; Metazoa; Chordata; Actinopteri; Salmoniformes; Salmonidae.